This is a messenger RNA of Rangifer tarandus platyrhynchus (Svalbard reindeer), 591 nucleotides long. NCBI's taxonomy places the organism in Eukaryota, Metazoa, Chordata, Mammalia, Artiodactyla, Cervidae. The record is from the annotation of a GenBank genome assembly.
AUGGGCUUUGACAGAUACGUGGCCAUCUGCGCCCCACUACACUAUGCCAGCCGCAUGAAUCUUACUCUCUGUGCCCAACUUGUUGGCACCUCAUUUCUGAGUGGGUCCCUCUUUGGUCUGGGAAUGACACUGGUCAUUUUCCACCUCCCAUUCUGCAGCUCCCAUGAGAUCCAGCACUUUUUUUGUGACACGCCGCCAGUGCUGAGCCUGGCCUGUGGAGAUACAGGCCUGAGUGAGCUGGGAAUUCUGAUCCUCAGCCUGCUGGUUCUGAUGGUCUCCUUCUCCCUCAUCGCUGUCUCCUACACCUACAUCCUGGCAGCAAUCCUGAGGCUCUCCUCCACCGAGGGGCGGAAGAAAGCCUUCUCCACCUGUGCCUCACCCCUCACAGUGGUCGUUGUUCACUACGGCUGUGCCUCCUUCAUGUACUUGAGACCCAAAGCCAGUCACUCUCUUCAGCGGGAUCAGCUUAUUGCUGUCACCUAUACUGUCGUGGCUCCUCUCCUCAAUCCCAUCAUUUAUAGCCUGAGAAAUAGGGCUGUGCAGACUGCCCUGAGAAAUUCUUUCCAAGGGGGAUUACUGGGUAAAGGAUGA